AUGAAUCUAAAAUUUUCAAAUAAUGAUGUACCAGAACAAUGGAAAAGUCUCGUCUAUGAAGCUACUCAAUACAAAGCCAGAGACCGUCCAGAAAUGAAUGAAAUACUUUGGAAAAUUAGAAUCAUAAAUAGAUCGAUUAAUACAACCGUUCUCAAUGUGUCAGAAUCAGAUAGUGAUCUACCGAUGUUAUCAUUUGAAGAAGCAGUUGAGCUUACAAAUCUCAAAAGUGGUUCUAAAGAUUCUAAAGAAAGAGCUUGGAAAACAAUUGCUAAAUAUUCAGAAAUGCAUAAUGAUUUUACUGCAAAAUAUUGGAAAGGAUAUUAUCUUUUUCAUAAAUUAAUUAAUUUUCCAUACUCUGAUGAUGAAAGAAUGCAGCUUGCUGCUGAUGCAUUUAAAGAAGCUGCUGAUGGUGCAAAUAUUCUGGAUGCACAAUCUAUGUACGCUUCAUGUAUUUAUAAAAAAGAUCCAUACACGGCGAUAAAAUAUUUUGAAAAAGCAGCUGAACAAAAUUAUACAGUUGCGAUGCAUAAUUUAGGAUUGUUAUAUUAUAAUGGUAAGUAUAUUGAUGCCGACAAAAAUAAAGGGGAAUAUUGGCUUAGAAGAGCUGUAGAUGGCAAUUUGGAAGCUUCCAUUAAUUUUUGCAUAAAAAAUGGGAUUACUUUAUAA
Racocetra persica is the source of this 666-nucleotide messenger RNA. NCBI's taxonomy places the organism in Eukaryota, Fungi, Glomeromycota, Glomeromycetes, Diversisporales, Gigasporaceae. The record is from the annotation of a GenBank genome assembly.